AUGGUGGCAACGGGUAUUUAUUUGUUCGGGCUGAAGGGCACCUCCUUUGCAGUCGCUUGGCCGCAGCCAUUCCCCGCAGGCGCUUCAACGGCAAGCGGCAGUAUGGCGUGGGCAAUGCCUGUAAACUCCUUUUGGUUCAGAGGGGAGGCUUCUGAAGGUCUUCCCCUGGGGCCGCUAGUCGUCUCUCCCCCAAUGGAUGGGCCCGGUAUGCAGCCGUCUCCCGUCGGAACCGGUCUAGCGAUGUGGGCUGGCCUUGGAUACCGUUUAGGUGGCUCCUCGUGGGGUCUCCUCUCUGUGGCUCUCUCACUGCCUCCUCUUGCUGAUCUCCUUUGUGCGGUCGUUGGGUUCUGGUUUUUCCUUGCGGGAGACUAUAGGCAAGAGCAGCUCCUCUGCAUGACAGUCGCAGCGACCAUGCCGAAGCAUUUGAUCAUCUAUUUGCUAAUUCUCGUUUGCGGCGCGUCGGUGCGCGUCGCCUUCUAUGGAGUCUUGGAAUUGCUAUUCAUGGCAGCGAUUAAGCUACUUCUGUGCACUAUAGCUUCGAUGUACGCAUCACGGAUCGAAAAGCCCAAUGCUGCUUCACCCGCCUCCACAAAGGAAUCAAAAUUGCUUGCAACAAUCGCUCACGAGUGCGAGCUGGCAGCGGAGAUUUGCAGCUGCCUCCCGUUCGAAGGUUGCAGUUGA
This is a messenger RNA of Eimeria acervulina, 681 nucleotides long. RefSeq lists its product as hypothetical. NCBI's taxonomy places the organism in Eukaryota, Apicomplexa, Conoidasida, Eucoccidiorida, Eimeriidae. The record is from RefSeq and is a predicted model, not a curated record. The transcript has 4 exons. Bases 1 to 681 code for a protein of 226 amino acids.